Cryptosporidium muris RN66 is the source of this 2844-nucleotide messenger RNA. RefSeq names its product peptidase family M1, putative. Gene Ontology annotation, biological process: proteolysis. Lineage: Eukaryota; Apicomplexa; Conoidasida; Eucoccidiorida; Cryptosporidiidae. The coding region runs from base 1 to 2844 and encodes 947 amino acids. Gene Ontology annotation, cellular component: cytoplasm. The transcript has a single exon. Gene Ontology annotation, molecular function: aminopeptidase activity; metallopeptidase activity; zinc ion binding. The record is from RefSeq and is a predicted model, not a curated record.
AUGAGUUUUUUGAGACACAAAAUUGGAAGGGAAUUUUGCAUUAAUAGUUGGGCUCAUAUCUCUAAGGCCUCGCGGAGAUCCUCUCAAAUAACAGAAAAGUAUUUAAAACCUAUCUAUAGAUCUAAAUAUGAGUAUCCAAAGUUUAAAAUUCCAUCUAUUGAUUUGGUGAUAGAUAUACAAGAAAAUUUCACGAUAGUUAAAUCUCUACUUACUAUACAACCCCUAGAAAGAAGUAGCAGUUCUAACUUACACUUAAAUGGUCAUCCAAAUCUUAAUUUAAUUUCUGUUAAAUUAGAUGGAAGAUAUCUGGAAAAUACUCCGGAACAAUAUCAAAUUCUAAAGGGAUCACAUUCAAACGUAGAUAAUGAACUUGUGAUUGCCUCAAAAUGCCUUAAAAAUUCACCGGAAUUUAAAUUAGAGACUCUUGUAAAAAUAGUACCAGAAAGAAACACACACAACAUGGGUUUAUACUAUUCUAAUGGCAUUUAUUCUACUCAAUGUGAACCUAGUGGAUUUCGAGAAAUUACAUAUUUUAUGGAUAGACCUGAUAUUAUGUCAAAAUAUAAGGUAAGGAUAGAGGCUGACAAAGUAAAGUGUCCUUUGCUGCUAUCCAAUGGAAAUUUGGUUGAAAGUGGAGAUAUUAUUCGAAAUGAUGAGAAAGAGGCUACGAGGCAUUAUGCAACUUAUAUCGAUCCAUAUCCUAAACCCUGUUAUUUAUUUGCAUUAGUUGCAGGGGAUUUGUCUUAUAUACAGGAUAGCUACACAACUGGAAUUAAUAAGCGUCUUGUGAAGUUAUUUAUAUAUAGUAGACCAGAUUAUGUAAAUCGUUUAAAAUUUGCAAUGGAUUGUCUCAAGUUAGCUAUGAAAUGGGAUGAAGAGAAGUUUGGUUUGGAGUAUGACUUGGAUAUAUUUAACAUUGUAGCUGUAGACUAUUUCAACUUUGGUGCUAUGGAGAAUAAGAGUUUAAAUAUCUUUAAUGUUAAUAAUUUAUUAUUCUCUGAAGAGCUCAGCACUGAUAGUGAACUUGAGAAUAUAUUGGGGAUAGUUGGGCAUGAAUAUUUUCAUAAUUAUACUGGUAAUAGAGUAACUUGUCGUGAUUGGUUUCAGUUGACACUAAAAGAAGGUCUUACGGUGUACAGAGAUCAAGAAUUUUCAUCGGAAUUUUUGUCUAAAAUUCAUACUCGUAUAGGCAAUAUAAGAUAUCUUCGAUCAAAACAAUUUUUAGAGGAUUCUAGUCCUUUGGCCCAUUCUAUUCGUCCCAAUUCUGUAAUGAACUUUAAUAAUAUAUAUUCAAGUACUGUAUAUCAGAAAGGAGCUGAAGUUAUAAGGAUGUAUGCAACUAUACUAAGUAAGGAAGGUUUGAGAAAAGGUAUGGAUUUGUAUUUUAAUCGGCAUGAUGGACAAGCUGUAACUUGUGACGACUUCCAUCAAGCUAUGGUAGAUGCAAAUAAUGUUGAUUUGGCUCAAUUCAAACAUUGGUAUGACCAAUGUGGAACUCCUAAAGUUCAAGUAGAGCUUACAAAUUACGACAAGACAGUAAAAAGAUUUUCGAUUACUUUGAGCCAAAACUGUGAUUUUAGUAAUAUUAAUACUGGUGUGCACAAGCCACUUUAUAUUCCAAUUGUAAUAGGUUUAUUAAGUAGAAAUACUGGUCAGGAGCUUUUAAGAUCUACUACUGUUGUAUUAGAUUCUGCUAGGAAAACUUUUACAUUUAAUGAUAUUGAAGAUGAACCAAUAGCUUCAAUAUUGAGGGAAUUUUCUGCCCCAGUAAAAUUGAAAUAUAAGACUCCAAUGAGUGAUGAAGAUCUUUAUUUUAUAUUUAAACAUGAUACAGAUUAUUUUAACCGUUUUGAAUCAAUUCAAAAUUUAUAUAAACGUUUCAUAGAAUAUUCAAUGAAUGAUAAUAAAAGACCAUAUCCUAUCAAUUACAUAAGUAAAUCAAUAUUUUGCAUUUUAAAUUUUUUGGAUAACAAGAACAACAGUAAGGACUUCCAGAAGGACUUGGAAUUUUGCAUAGAAGCUCUAACACUUCCUAGUUAUGAUGAGAUUACUGCAGAGCUAUCUAGGAUAGAUGUUGAUCAGUUGAUAUAUGCCAGGAAGAACCUUCAAAAAAGUAUAGCAAAGCUUUUUUCUUCUCAAAUAAGUGACAUAUAUCACAAAAUUUUCAUAGAGCUCUCGCUUGAAGUUUCACAAAUAGGGAAUUUUAUUCAUGAAUCUGGAUGUAUAAAUCAUAAAGUAGUAACAUUGAGACGACUAAAUAACAUUCUGUUAUCAUAUAUCUCGGCUAUAGAUCCCAGUUUAGCAACUUCACUAGCAUCAAUGCAAUUUCAUGACAGUAAAUCAAUGACAUCAAAGUUGGGGGCAUUGUCUAUUUUAUUAGAUAUAGGGUUUGACUUGCCUCAAACAGAAGUUGCUUUAAGAACAUUAUAUGAACUUUGCAAUGAUAAUCCAAUUUCUCUGAACAAAUUUUUUGCUAUACAAGCUUCUUCUAGCAAUUUGGAAACUUGCAACUAUAUAGAAAAAUUGGCUAAACAUGCCGAUUUUAUAAGAGAAUUUAAAAAUCCAAAUCGUUUCAAAUCAUUGGUUGGUACUUUUGCAAAUAACUUUGUGGUUUUUCAUAAUGAAUCAGGUGAUGGAUAUUUAUUUGUUGCAAAUAUGAUCAUUAAUAUUGAUAGAUUCAAUCCAUCUAUUGCAGCAAGUACUGCUAGAGCAUUUUCAGAGGUACAUAAGGUAUCAGGAAAACGAAAUUUUUUAAUGAAGAAACAAUUGGAAAGAAUAUUAAAAGAACCAGCACUCUCUAAAGAUACUAAGGAAAUAGUAGGUAAAAUUUUGGUUGGUAUAUAG